AUAAAACAACUGUCCUCGCCCAAAAUACCGUCAAAAUCUGUCCACCGAUCUGCCUCCGUUUCUGGGUCAAAUAACAGCAGCCGUUGGAUAGCUUUCGUGAUUUGGCCUACCUUAAAUAUUUCUCCUAAUCCCAUUCGUUUAUCAUCUCAGACUCAGAGGUCGGUAUGUUUCUUCCAUAUAUAUGCCAUCCAUAGCUGGCGCCAUAUUUGUCGAUUCCGAGCUUCAAUCUCGUUGAGAAUAUGUUCGAAGCGUGGGAUCUUCCGUUCUAUAGAUCAGCCUCUUGGCUAUGGCUCCCCGACCGCUAAUCUUCCAGCUGUUCGAUUCAGCGGGAGGAUUCUAAGUCCUGGUAGAUUUGCAGGCGUUGUCUUGUUCCUGACAUGGAUCUGUAGAUCUCAACCUGUUAAUGCCUCCAUAAACUUGCUUCCACAGAGGCACUUUGUCCUCCUGCUGUGGCUUCUGGGCGAGCUAGAGGGAGCCGCAAGGAGCUUGGGUUAUGCUGCGACGGGUAAUCGGUGUACAUCUGCUGGUGGUUGGCUUGCCAUCUACCGAUCGAUGUCCAAUUCAACCAUCUUCAAUCUAUCCGAAGCUGGAUGUCCUCGCGAGGGUUAUUACCGGUGCGAAAGGGCCUUUCAAUUAGGUUGUAAAAGGGGACUUCAUCAACUGAUCUUGGGCAAUGUGGCGAGGUUGUGCUGCUUCUUCAUGUUGGGUAUGGAGGAUCCUUUAGCUGCUGCUGCUGCUGCUUUGCUGGAUGCUGUUGUGAGAUCUGUAUCAGUAGUGGCAUCAGUUAAUAUGGGGGAAUAUGAUGUGUACCUGGUUUCUGUGAUGAGCCGGUAGAUUAUAUGUGUACUGGACAUAAUGCUCAUGUUCUUGCUUGGUGACGGAGCGUUCUCUACGAUUCUGUAAAAGCUGGAUGGUUUCAAUGCAUUGGAGAUGAUGUCUCUCAGCAGAGCGCAAACUAUGAAGUCAUGUUACUUCCGGUUCUGCCAUCAUGUGGUCCAGAGAUGGUUAAAAUUAGUUCAAGUCGUCAAGUGGCAUGCCUCCAUCUAUGAAUAUUGCAGUUCCUUUUGUAAGUCCUCGAAUCAGAAUUCCAAUUUACAACCCUUGAUCGGUGAAAUUCUUGUUUAGUCCAUUCGUUGGGUGCACAGUUGGAGGAAAAUCACAUGUUCUGGGAUCAUUCUUGUAGACUGGAUGCUCAGAUGUGAUUUCUCGGUGAAAGUUCUCCAGUAAUGAUCCCUCAUGGGUUGGGCGCAUUAGCGUUUUAUUUUCUUGUUGAUUAGUUCAUUGCAUUUGAGCUGUGUCUUCAUUUCCUUUGGUUCUGAUUGUUAGUAGAGUUGAAUAUAAUGGUGUAACAGCGUAUCCUUGUCGGUUGAAGCUGCGACUCACUAAUGUUUUGGCUCUCGCUGUUCAGCCAGGUCAAUGCAUUGUUUUCCUAGCUCCUUGUCCUUCCAUGCAUGUUUCCUUCAUUUAGUUUACUUGUCUGGCUGGUAUGCUAGCAUGCUAUUAAAAUCUGGUAGUGUCUGUUGAGAAUCCGGUAGCACGAGUCCCCCGGUUUCCUGCGUCUUUAGGGAGAGAGGAAGGGUCUGAUGCUCAACAGUUAGGCGCGAGCAAAGUAUGGAUGUGGCUAAUAAGGGAGAGUUAGGGGCAGUUGCAUAUGUUGUAAACUCUAGCGGGAAAAAAAAUCAGUUGUCGGCCAUCCUGUU
Molecule: messenger RNA, 1700 nt
Organism: Linum tenue
Lineage: Eukaryota; Viridiplantae; Streptophyta; Magnoliopsida; Malpighiales; Linaceae
Source: the annotation of a GenBank genome assembly